Molecule: messenger RNA, 17846 nt
Organism: Apis mellifera (honey bee)
Lineage: Eukaryota; Metazoa; Arthropoda; Insecta; Hymenoptera; Apidae
Gene: kug
Product: fat-like cadherin-related tumor suppressor homolog
Exons: 26
Coding region: 609-15062 (4817 amino acids)
Biological process (GO): homophilic cell-cell adhesion
Cellular component (GO): catenin complex; cell-cell junction; plasma membrane
Molecular function (GO): calcium ion binding; cadherin binding
Source: RefSeq, a predicted model, not a curated record
CGCUAGUUUCGGCUUGCCGCUCCGACGUGACGGACGCUCUUUUCCAGUGGACGCCGGCUUACACGUGGAAGCGGCCUUCUCCGGUGUGUCGUGCUUUUCUUUGUUUUGAUCGCGUGUGAAUUCGUGUGCACGGGCUCGAUAUACAGUGGAAUAUUCGGUGUGACAGUGGAAAAUAAGCGAAUUACGAUUCGGUGGUUUCGUUUCUUCGUCGCGUGUACGCACUUCGAUUGAGUUCAGUGAGCGUUACCUCGAAACGGAGCGUUGUGAGAUUCGGACACAGUGUUUAUUCGAAUCUACGCCAUCAACUACCUCGAUUUGGAUUACGUGAAUCUAAAGCAACGGACGACGGGAACCGUGAGGAAAAGGGGAGCCGGAGUGAAGCUCGACAUUCGAAAAGGUAAACCGGCCAAAUUACAAGCAAACUUGUAAACAGCCUCGUCAAAGUGAACCGUUUCGAUUGGACGACACUGUCCCAAAAGGUCCGGCCACUUGGACGGGAAGGACGGGAAGGACGAGAAGCCACGUAGCCACGGUGGUUCCCUCGCCCGAUCGGGGAAACGACGGAUCUCACUCGCGGAAAUCGGUGACGAUGAGCUAGCGACACGACGAUGAGGAGGAUGAAGCAGCGAGCGCUGCUCGCCUGGCCAUGGUUGUGGCUGUGGCUGCUCGCGGCCACACCGGGUUCCCCGUCUUCCGACGCUUCCCCGUCGACCACGCUCUCGUCAUCGUCGUCGUCAUCGUCGUCGUCGGCGGCGGUGGCGAGCACAGUGACGAGGUCAGUCUCGCCCACCAUCAUCCCCACCUCCACCUCCUCCUCGUACGAGGGGACGAACAACCACGACGACCAACGACCAACGUAUCCCCAACAACCUGACAACGAGUUCCGUUUCACCCUUCCGCUCUACAACGUGUCGAUACCCGAGAACUCGAUCGGCAAGACGUACGUGGUCCCGUCCGUGGACGAGAGGAUGGGUAUAAAGCUCCCGUCACCGGACGCCAACCUCGACAUCCGUUUCCGCAUAAUGAGCGGUGACCGCGACCGAUUCUUCAAGGCCGAGGAGCGGACAGUCGGUGAUUUUUGCUUCCUAUUGAUUCGGACUCGCACGGGGAACGUGGACGUGUUGAACAGGGAGAGGAAGGAUCAUUACGUGCUCGAGGUGCGCGCCACAUUGAACAAGAACGACGGGAGAAAUCUGGUUACGAUACUCGAGGCGGACACCACCGUGGUUGUCACGAUCUUGGACACGAACGACCUGAACCCCCUCUUCUACCCGACCAAGUACGAGGCCACCGUCGCGGAGGACACGCCUAUGCAUCGGAGCAUACUCAGGGUAAUCGCCGAGGACGCAGAUCUCGGCAGGAACGGGGAGAUUUAUUACAGCUUCGCCGAGGAAACCGAUCAGUUCGCCGUUCACCCGGUCAGCGGGAUAAUAACGCUCACCAGGCCGCUCAGAUACACGGAGCGAGCGAUCCACGAACUCGUGGUGCUCGCAAAGGACCGGGGUGCGUUGUUCCGGGGAAGCAGCAGGGCCAGCACGGCGAAGGUGACGAUCAAGGUGCGCCAGGUGAACCUCCACUCGCCCGAGAUCUACGUGCACCACCUGCCCGACAUCGUGGAGCACUCGAACGCGGACAUCUACGCGAUCGUGCGGGUGAUCGACAACGACGAGGGGGUACACGGGCAGAUCGCGAGCCUGGACAUCGUGGGCGGGGACCCGGCCGGCCACUUCAGAGUUCGUCCAGCCGGCGGGCCGCACUCGGGCGAGUACAACAUCGAGGUGUUGCACCUGUUGGACAGGGAGACGGCGGUGCAGGGUUACAACUUGACGCUGCGCGCGACGGAUCGGGGCGUCCCGCAACGGUUCAGCUACAAAUUCGUGCCCGUCCAUCUGGCCGACCUGAACGACAACGCCCCGGUGUUCAGCCGGGAGAUAUACGAGGUGAGGGUGGCCGAGACGGCGCCCGUCAACACGCCGGUGAUCCAGCUGAAGGUGACGGACGCGGACGAGGGGAGGAACGCGUUGGUGUUCCUGGAGAUCGUGGGCGGGAACGAGGGGGGCGAGUUCUACGUGAACGCGGAGACGGGGAUGUUGUACACGGCCGUGAGCCUGGACGCCGAGAAGAAAGCGUUCUACACGUUGACGGUGUCGGCGGUCGAUCAAGGGAACGCGGGGACCAGGAAGCAAUCGUCGGCCAAGGUGAAGAUAAACGUGGUGGACACGAACGACAACGAUCCGACGUUCGAGCAAUCGGAGAUGGAGGUGUGGAUCGACGAGAACGAGCCGGCCGGCACGUCGGUCGUCAAGAUAACCGCCAAGGAUCGUGACUCGGGCGAGAACGCGUACAUCUCGUACAGCAUCGACAACAUCCAGAAGGUGCCGUUCGAGAUCGACCACUUCUCGGGUAUAGUGAAGACGAAACAGGUGCUCGACUACGAGACCAUGAAGCGGGAGUACUUGCUGCACGUGCGGGUGAGCGAUUGGGGGAUGCCGUUCAGGCGGCAGGCCGAGAUGCGGCUGCACGUGAAGGUGCGCGACGUGAACGACAACAGGCCCCAGUUCGAGAGGAUCGAUUGCUCGGGCCACGUGCCGAGGUACGUGUCGAUCGGCUCCGAGAUCAUCACCGUCUCGGCCAUCGACUUCGACGCGGGCAACAUCAUCAGUUACCGCAUCGUCUCCGGGAACGAGGACGGCUGCUUCGCCCUCGACUCGGCGAGCGGCGUGCUGUCCGUCGCCUGCGACCUGUCCGACGUCAAGGUGGCCGAGCGGGUGGUCAACGUCACCGCGACGGACGGCUCGCAUUUCGCGGACGUGAACCCCGUCCAGAUGCACCUGGUGAACGCGAAGCGGAACUUGGGCUCGCAGGGGAGGAUACUGUCGGAUCAGAGCGGGGCGUUCGAGUGCCGGGACACGGGCGUCGCCCGCCGUUUGACCGAGGCAAUCGCUGCCGCCGAGAGGAACAACAUGCCCUCGAAGGACGACGAGUACGCGCUGACGCCCAGCCGAUACGGCGAGAACGUGCACGCCCCCGAGUUCGUCGACUUCCCCAGCGAGAUAAAGGCGAACGAGUCGGUGGGGAUAGGCACGACCCUGGUCAGGAUCCGCGCCAGGGACAAGGACCUGGACUACAACGGGAAACUGGUGUUCUGCGUCUCGGCCGGGGACCGGGACUCCGUGUUCAAGAUCGACCCGGACACGGGCGAUCUGAACGUGAUCGGUCACCUGGACAGGGAGCGGGAGAGCGAGUACUUCCUCAACAUCAGCGUGUACGACUUGGGCAAGCCGCAGAAGUCUGCCUCGAGGAUGCUCCCCGUCACGAUCCUCGACGUGAACGACAACGCGCCCAGGUUCGACAAGUCUUUGGCGAGCUUUCGCGUCUCCGAGACGGCGUUGAACGGGACGAACGUGUGGCGGGCGAACGCGACCGACGCCGACCUCGGCGAGAACGCCCGUGUCACGUACUCCCUGGUGACCGAGACGAACGACUUCCGGGUGGAUCCCGUCACAGGCGUGCUCACCGUGUUCGGCAGGUUGGACAGGGAACGGCAGGAGGUGUACGAGCUGAGGAUACGGGCGCAGGACAACGGGGGCAGGGGGACGGACGCGCCCCCCCUGUACUCGGACGCUUUGGUCAGGGUGAUGGUGGACGACGUGAACGACAACGCGCCGAGCUUCGCGUUGCCCAGUUACACGGUGAAGAUUCGCGAGGACGUGCCCGUGUGGACGGUGGUCGCCGUCGUUGAUGCCACGGACCCGGACGAGGGGGGCGGGGGCGACGUCGAGUACUUCCUGUCCGACGCCAUGGAGAGCGAGGGCUACUUCAAGGUCGACAAGGUGUCGGGCACCAUCAGGAUCACCCAGAGCUUGGACUUCGAGGAACGGCAGAUGCACACGUUGACGAUAGUUGCUAGGGACAGGGGCGAACCGUCCUUGUCCUCCGAGACCAUGGUUAUCAUAGACGUGGUGGACGUGAACGAGAACGUCCAUCCCCCAUUGUUCGACGACUUUGUCGUUUCCGCGAGCGUGUUCGAGAAUCAAGCUGUAGGCACCCUGGUAACCACCGUCCGCGCCAAGGACGCCGAUCCCCUUGGCGGGGACUCGAGGAUCGGAUACACCAUACGUGGAGGGGACGGGAUCGGGAUUUUCUCCAUCGACAACGAAGGUAACAUCAAGACAAAGGCUGUGCUCGACGUGGAAUCGAAGAGAGGAUACUGGUUAACGGUAUACGCGCAGGAUCACGGUGUAGUUCCUUUGAGCUCCAGUUUACAGGUGUACGUGGAGGUGCUCGACAAGAACGACAACACACCAUUGACCGAGGUUCCGGUCUAUUAUCCAUCGGUCCUCGAGAACUCGCCGGCAGGCGUGAGCGUUCUCCAGAUACGGGCGUUCGAUCGCGACGUCUCGCCUCAACGAUUCACCUUCUCCAUCACGAGCGGCAAUCCGGAGGGUUAUUUUCUCAUCAAUUCCACCACGGGUUUGAUCACGACCAGCGGACGGAAGCUCGAUCGGGAGAACCAGGCGGAACACGUUUUGGAGGUGACGGUCAGGGACGACGGAUGGCCGUCUCUGUCCUCGACGACCCGUGUCGUGAUCGCUGUGGCGGACAUAAACGACCACGGGCCCGAAUUCGAGCAAAAGUUCUACACCGUUCAGAUACCAGCAUCCCCGUCCACCGAUAAACCGUUGUUCCAGAAAUCGAGGAACCGCUCGCGGGAGUUCGACCUUUCGAUCGAUACGUUACUAGAGAAUGGAACUUGGGAGACAUUUAGCCUCGACAGCUUGUCAGGAGAUCCUAUAUUCAGGGUACUCGCGAAGGAUAAAGACAUCGGAGAUAAUGGAAAAAUUCAGUACAGUAUCAAGGGUGGGCGAGGCAAGGGCAAGUUCAAAAUUCAUCCCACAACUGGAAUGGUCUAUUCUCAACGAGGAUUCGAAGCUGGACAGGAGUACGAGAUGAUGAUAAGGGCGGCAGACUGCGGGGAACCGCAGCGCAGCCAUCAAACACGGGUGUCCGUGCAAGUUGUCGAGGUACCAAAGGAAUCCGAGAACCCGCCAGUCUUCAAAACGAACAAUCAGAGUGUCGAGGUUACGGAGAGCGACAAGGUCGGGUUUCUCGUGGCACUGGUCCAGGCCACCGACAAAGAUGGCGACUAUUUGUGGUACGAUAUCAUUGACGGCGACAAAAGGGACGAGUUCUUCAUCGGCCGGGACAACGGGAACGUGCUGCUCGCGAAGAAACUCGAUUGGGAAACGCAAAACUUUUACAACCUGACGAUCCGCGUGACGGAUAGCGUGGAAUCUGCCGUGACUCAACUUCUGGUCAACGUGAUCGACAUCAACGAUCACAGGCCUGAAUUCACGGAGAGCGUUUAUCACGUGGACAUCUCGGAGAACGUGGAAAAAGGGGAGAGGAUACUUGAGCUUCACGCGAGCGACGAGGACGAGGACAAGAAAGUGUUCUACAGCCUUCACGCGGCCCAGAAUCAAGCGUCGUUGGAGAUAUUCCACGUGGAUUCGGUGACGGGUGCCGUUACGUUGAACGAGGUAUUGGAUCGGGAGACGAUCGAGGAGCACGUGCUCACCGUGAUGGUUAAAGAUCAAGGGACACCGGCGAAACGGAACUACGCAAGGGUUGUAGUAACGGUGCACGAUCACAAUGAUCAUGCCCCAGAGUUCAUCAGCGAGAUAAUCCAAGGAAAAGUGUACGAGACAUCUCCCAUCGGCGCUGCCGUGGUCCAAGUGUACGCCAUAGACAGGGACAAAGGGGACAAUGCCAAGAUCACUUACUCGAUUACUUCUGGGAACGUGGGUAACAUGUUCACGAUAGAUCCGAAUCUAGGCGUGAUCCGAGUUGCACGAGAAUUAGAUCUGAGCGCCUCCUCGGAAUACAUACUGUUGGUAAAGGCGACGGAUCACGGCUCCCCGGCGUUGGCCAAUACGGUGCCCGUACACGUGAUGGUAACCAUGGCCGACAACGCGCCACCUAGAUUCAUCCAGAAGGAAUUAUCGGCCGAGAUUUACGAGAAUCAACAGGUGGGCACUUACGUGAAACACGUGGAGGCAAGAAGCACGUCCUCUCUGCAAUUCGAGAUCGUUCGAGGGAACAAGGACGACACGUUCUUCGUGAAUCCGAGCACGGGGAUCAUAGUGAUCAAGAACGAGCUGGAUUACGAGAAGACGAAAUUUUACAACUUGACGAUAGCCGCGACAAACAUGGCAAGCGCGAAGGCGCAUUGCAACGUGAUCGUCCACGUUCUCGAUCGAAACGACAACGCGCCGAGAUUCCUGCAGGCCGUGUACAGCGGGGAGAUAAGCGAGGGCGCCACUAUAGGCUCCUUGGUACUCACCAAUACGAGCACGCCAUUGGUCAUAAAGGCGGAGGACGCCGACUCCGAGCUGAACGCCCUCUUGAAUUACGACAUAGUGGAGGACUUGCCGCGAAAAUACUUCCACAUUGACUCGAGCACGGGCGCUAUCAGGACGGUAAUGGUUCUGGAUCACGAGACCGUUCCUAAGUUCACGUUCCACGUGAAGGUCUCCGAUCUAGGGAAACCGAAACUGUCCUCAGAGACCACCGCAAAAGUGAUGAUCCUCGUCACGGACGUGAACGAUUGUCCGCCCAAGUUUCUCGAAAACGACUAUAACACCACAGUGCUGCUACCUACGUACAAGAAUGUAGCCGUGGUCCGAGUCAGCGCCGUGGAUCCAGACAGUUCGGAAGGCGUCCCGCUCAGAUACGACAUCAUCGAUGGAAACAAGGCGCACACGUUCGACAUAGACUCCCAAACCGGUGUGAUCACCGUGUAUAAUCCGGAACGGAUGAAGAAAAGUUAUCUGUUACGGGUGCGCGUCUCGGACGGGAAGUACUCGAGCGUGUGCCAGGUGAACGUGAUCGUGGAGAAGUCGGAGAACUCUGGGCUGAUGUUCCAGAAGGACGUCUACGAGGGCACAAUACCGGAGAACUCGACUCGGAUCACCACUGUCGCGGUCGUGAACGUUUUGGGGAGCGCGUUGAACGAGCACAUUGUCUUCAGCAUUCUGAACCCGACCGACAUGUUUGUAAUUGGAUCCACGUCCGGCGCGAUCCGAACCACCGGGAUUAGAUUCGACCGGGAGGUUUGCGACCAUUACGAAUUGAUAGUGGAGGCGAGGAGUCAGAUGCCGGGCAGGGAGAGGCCGAGGGUGGCGCACGUGAUCGUGAACGUCACUAUAUUGGACAUCAACGACAACUGUCCAAUGUUUGUUAACUUGCCCUAUUACGCCGUCGUGUCCGUGGAGGCGCAGAAGGGCGACAUUAUCACGAAGGUGCAUGCAAUAGACAUGGACAGCGGCGACAACGGAGAAGUUAGAUACGAGUUGAAGAAGGGCCACGGAGAGUUAUUCAAGGUGUGCAGAAAAACGGGCGAGAUAUCUCUGAAACAGAAUCUGGAGGGUCACAAUCGCGAAUAUCAGCUCACCAUUGCCGCAUACGAUGGAGGCAUUACACCGUGCUCUAUCGAGGUGCCGGUGAACGUAAAGGUGAUAGAUCGAUCGAUGCCAGUGUUCGACAAGCAAUUUUACACGGACAGCGUGCUGGAAAGUAUCGAGAUACAUUCGCCCCUAGCUUUGUCCAUACAGGCCGAGUCGCCGUUGAAUCGCAAGUUGAUAUACAGUAUAACGAAAGGGAACGAUUUCGAGGAAUUCGCUCUGGAUUUCAACACAGCCCCCGACAGUAACAAUGGUCCUUGUGUAAUCUACGUGGUGGACGAGUUGGAUUACGAGCAGAAGAAACAGUACGAGCUGACCGUCCGCGCGACGGACAGCGUAUCAGGCGUCUACGCGGAGGUGCUCGUUAGCAUUCUGGUACUGGACGUGAACGAUUGCCCGCCCGAAUUCACUCAAGACUCGUACAACAUCUCGGUAUCCGAGGCAGCGCCGUUCGGCACUUCCGUGUUGAGAGUCAGCUCCAGAGAUAACGACACGGACAUAAAUCAGCAAGUGCGUUAUGCGAUUCAAAACGACACGGAAAACAGCACGGAUCUGUUUCACAUAGACCCGGAAGAAGGUGUGAUCUUUUUGAAGAGAUCUCUGGAUCACGAGGCCCACGAGUCUCAUCACUUCACCGUAAUAGCCAUAGAUCGAGGCGUGCCGAGCCUCUCGAGCACUGCCCACGUUUGGGUGACGGUGAUCGAUAUGAACGACAACCCGCCCAAGUUCGAGCAACCCUCGUACACCUGCUCGCUGUCCGAACACGCGGAACGGGGCCAAUUCGUGACCGUGGUUUCAGCAAGUGAUCCGGACUACGUUGACGAGAAACUAACGUACACCAUAGUCGGUGGCAACGAGCAACAAACGUACAACAUCGAUCAAUCAACUGGCAUCAUUUCGCUGAUCAACAUGCAGAACUUUGGGGAGAAAAAGUUGAGCAUGCUAAAUGUCUCUGUCACCGAUAAUGUCUACACGAGCUUCGCGCGUGUCAAGAUCGAGAUACUGCCUGCCAACAGGCACAAUCCUAAGUUUCCAAAUCCGGUGGUCGAGGUAACGGUGUUCGAGAAUCAGUUGCCCGGCAGAUUGGUCACAAGCGUGAUAGCCACCGAUGACGACUUCGGGGAAUAUGGGACGGUCGUGUACAGCAUACCUUCCGAGCUUAUGAAAGAGAUUUUCGAUAUAAACAGAUUGACGGGAGAGAUUGUAACCAGGAAGAAAUUGAAUCGGGAAGAGCAGAAAUUGUAUGAAAUACCUGUGAUGGCUACCGAUGGAGGUGGUAGGUCAGGUUUCGUGAUGGUCAGGGUUAAAGUUGGGGAUGAGAACGACAAUUCACCCGUGUUCCUUCUGAGGGAAUACAAAGCUAGCAUCCAUGGGAAUUUGACCAUAAAUACGUCAUUCUUGAAAGUGAAGGCUAAGGAUGCUGACGAGGACGACGCUGCGAGGAUCGUUUACUCGAUCUACGAGCCACAGACUUCGGAGGCUAAGGCGUUAUUCGGAAUAAAUCCUAAUACCGGAGCUUUGUUCCUGCAGAAAAGUGCGAUAUCAUGGGAAAAUCAGUUAUUCGAGCUCUUUAUUCGUGCCGAAGACAAAGGCGGAGCUACAACUCAUCACGCUGAUGUUCCUCUCAGCAUCUAUAUAAUGGGUCCACAAGAUAUUCCACCUCUGUUUGAACGAAAAGAGGACAAAUUCUUCAUAUCCGAAGCAUCUCCUGUCGGUACACCAAUAACCAGGCUCAAAAUCGUAACCAAUAGCACAGUGACUUAUAGAAUAGUUUCCGGAGACGAAGAUUCCCCGUAUUUCAUGAUCGAUGGUUAUGGACAAAUUACUUUAAUCAAACCUUUGGACCGAGAGAGCAAGGACAAUCACUUGAUCGGAGUUCUCGCCGAAACGGAUUCCAGUCCUCCGUUGACAGCUCUUGCAGAAAUAUCGCUUCAAGUGUUAGACGAAAAUGAUCAUGCCCCUAAAUUCGAAAGCAAUCCUUACGGCAUCAGCGUUGCGGAGAAUGUAGAGGAGGGAACGUCCAUUUUGAAAAUUAUCGCGCACGAUGAUGAUUUGGGCAGCAAUGGAGAAGUUCGAUAUUCUUUCGGCUCGGAUAUAGGCGAAUUAGCGAAUGUAUUCACGGUGGAUGCAUAUACUGGCUGGAUAUCGACAUUGGUUCAACUUGAUAAGGAAAAACAACCCGAAUAUAAAUUUCAAGUAGUCGCCACCGACAAUGGAAAUCCAAAACAUUUCGCAAGAACUUCUGUGCACGUCAAACUAAAAGACUAUAACGACAAUCCUCCCGCGUUCGUAGACGAUCGUUACGAAGCAACUGUAAACGAAGACGCACUACCAGGAACAGUCGUGGUCAAGUUGAUCACCGUCGACAAGGAUUCGGACGUGAACACGCCUAUAGAAUUUUAUAUAACGUCCGGUGAUCCGAGAUCCCAGUUUCAGAUUAGAUCGACUGGCGAGGUAUACGUGGCAAAAUCUCUGGAUCGGGAAACGAUCGAUCGUUACGAGCUCGAAAUAGUCGGCACCGAUGGUAAAUACGUUUUCAAAACGCGAGUAACGGUACAAAUACUUGACGUGAACGACAAUCCGCCAUAUUGUCUGAGGUAUCGUUACCGCGAAAUUCUAUCCGAGGGUUCUCAUCCGGGCACUUACGUAUUAACUGUGCUAGCCACUGAUUACGACGACGAACCGAACGCCAAACUGCGUUUCUAUUUGACGGGCGACAACAACGACAAGUUCUCAUUGGACAAGGAGACAGGCGUGUUGAAAACGAUUGGUCAGUUGGAUCGGGAAACUCAAGCGAAGUAUUCGCUCACGGCUCACGUGCAGGAUAGGGACAAACCGUCUUGGGAAUGUUCGUCUCAGUUGGAAAUCUUGAUCUCGGAUUUGAACGAUAACGCGCCUAAAUUCACCAUGCAAACGUACAGUGCAACACUGCCGGAAGAUGUAGAGGUUGGUACUUUGGUAACGAAAGUGCACGCCACGGAUGAUGAUAUCGGCAUUAAUCGCAAGAUCAGAUACGAGUUCAUCGAUUCCGCCGAUGGCCACUUCCUCAUCGCGACGGACAGCGGCAUCGUUACGCUCGGCAAGCCAUUGGACAGAGAAACGAAGGCGAUGUAUAACGUGACUAUCCAGGCAUUGGAUCAAGGAACUCCUCAAUUGAUGAGCAUGACUUCGUUAAUCGUCAACGUUCAAGAUAUCAAUGAUAAUCCACCGGAAUUUGCGUCCAAGAUUUACUUCUCUAAAGUUCCUGAGAUCUAUGCCGUUGGCACGGAAGUGGCAAGAGUUCUCGCAACGUCUAAAGAUACAGGGGUUAACGCCGAUGUUUAUUACUCGAUCGUUGGCGGGAAUGAACACAAAAAGUUCCAGAUCGAUGCGCGUACAGGUGUCAUUAUAAUCGCGGAACAAUUGGAUUUUGAGCGUGCAAGAGAUUAUUUUUUGACUAUUCAAGCUGUGGACGGAGGAAUUCCGCCUUUGAGUAAUCAUGCCACUGUGAAUAUUACCGUGAUCGAUAGCAACGACAACGCGCCCAUAUUCAGUGAAGUUUCGUACAGAGCUUCCAUAAGAGAGGACGCAAAGAUUGGAGAGAAAGUUAUACAGGUAUUCGCAAAUGACUUGGAUAGCGAAGAAAACGGAAACGUAUCUUAUUAUAUAGAACGAGGUGACAGGCAAAAGCAAUUCUCGAUCGAUCAGAAAACGGGACAAAUUAUCGUCGCCGCACCGUUGGAUCGCGAAGAAAUUGGUAAUUACGUGCUAGAGGUUCACGCCCGCGAUAGCGGUAUACCCGUACUUUCCAGCUUCGUAAUGGUAAACAUCGAGGUACUAGAUGCAAAUGACAACUCGCCGCUGUUCUCCCUUUCAAAUUAUACCGCAGUAGUACAAGAAGACAAGCCCUUGGGUCACACCGUAUUGCAAUUCGUGGUCACAGACGCAGAUAUCGAGCCAAAUGCCGCCCCAUACACUUUUGAUUUUCGAUCAGGAAACGAAGGUGACGCGUUCAGGUUGGAACAGGAUGGAACAUUGCGAACCGCGACCAAAUUCAACAAUAGAGUGAAGGAUAAAUAUGUGCUGCAUAUACGAGUGUUUGACAAUGGAAGUCCACCUUUAUAUUCCGAUGCUUGGGUGUUGAUCAAAGUAAUCGAGGAAUCUCAAUAUCCACCUGUAAUUACGCCCCUAGAAGUGGUUAUUAAUUCGUACAUGGAUGAAUAUCCCGGUGGAAUUAUUGGAAAAGUUCAUGCAACGGAUCAGGAUCAAUAUGACACGCUUUCCUACAAUUUGAAUCCAUCGUCACCUAUUCCAAACGAUCUUUUCCAAAUUGACAAAAUCGAUGGCACUUUGGUAGCUCUUCCACGACUCGAUGUCGGCGAAUACAAAGUAAAUGUGAGCGUAACGGAUGGGAAAUUUAGCACUCAUUCCAUAGUAAAGGUAAACGUUGAUUUAAUAACCGAUAAAAUGUUGGAGAAUUCUGUGAUCGUGAGAUUCAGAGAGGUUAGCCCGGAAAAUUUCAUAUUGAGCCAUCGUAAAGGAUUCAUCAAGACUGUACGGAACGCGAUGAAUUGUAGGUUAAAGGACAUAGUUAUCGUGAGCGUUCAACCUUCCACCGACGAAAUAAAUCUAAUCAAAUCUCGCACCAUUCGACAAACCGUGCACAACGAUCUGGAUCUUUUAUUCGCUGUGAAGAAGAGUUCCACGCCUUUAGGAUUUUACGCUUCUGAAAGUGUACGGGAAGCAUUGAAUCAACGUAUCGAAGAGUUGGAAGAAUCGACGAAAUUGGUAGUGGAAGAAAUCGUGAGGUUCAAGUGCAACAAAGAGUAUUGCGUUUAUGGAGAUUGUCAAGACAAAGUUGUUCUCGACGUCACACAAAUAACACCUGUAGCCACCGACGUGAUGAGUUUCGUAUCGCCUCGUCACAAGCACAAGAUGGAGUGUAGUUGCAAAGAAGGAUAUGCCGGCAAUCAUUGCGAACUGGUCGUGAACGAAUGCGCUAGGGAUCCUUGUCCCAUGUUUAAAGUGUGCAUUCCCGAUUCCUCUGUUCAAGGGUAUUUCUGCCAAUGUCCGGAAGGCUUCGCCGGGCAAACCUGUGAUAUCGACAUCUCAAAGUGCCACGACGAAUCCUGUUACAUUCCACGGAAUCCAAUAUCGUUCAGCGGGAAGAGUUACGCUCGUUACAGAAUCGACAAAGCUCAUAUCAGACAAACGAUCGAGGAUCGUCUUAGUCUGUCUUUGCGGAUCAGAACCGUGCAAUUGACCGGAAACUUGAUGUACGCGGCCGGCAAGGUCGAUUACAAUAUUUUAGAAGUAAUGAACGGAGUCGUGCAAUACAGGUUCGAUCUGGGUAGCGGAGAAGGUUUGGUUCGCGUGAGCAGCGUAUACGUGAGCGACAGGCAAUGGCACGAGAUCCAAUUGGAACGAGAGAGCAACAGCGCUAAGUUAACCGUGGACGGGAAACACGUGGCUCACGGAUCAGCGCCCGGCAUAAACGAUAUUCUAAAUCUUCAAUCGGAUGAUCUGUAUUUGGGCGCCGAAGUUAGACAACAUCCGUCGAUCCUUGGCUUCGAGGAUGUUCAACGCGGUUUCAUAGGGUGCAUGGACGACGUCAGGAUCGCCAGGGUGUCGGUGCCGCUGCACAUGAGCGGAGCCAGCAGCGUUGCUGUUUUAAAACGCUUCGCAAAUGUGGAAUUCAGUUGCGACGCUGCCACUGUCCUCGUCUCCCCGGGGAUUUGCGGCUCGCAACCUUGUCAAAAUGGUGGCACGUGCAAGGAUUCCGGCGGCGACAAUUACGAGUGCCAGUGUCACACCAGAUUUAAGGGGCACGCCUGCGAAAUCGACACCGAUCCUUGCGCGUCUUCGCCCUGCCUCUAUGGCGGCCGUUGCAAAAUCGUGCCGGAAGGGGGCGACUUCACCUGCGACUGCGUUGGACCGAGCCUGAGCGGAAAGCGUUGCGAGUUCGGCAGAUAUUGCAGCCCAAAUCCUUGCGUCCACGGUGGGGUGUGCGAGGAGGGAAAUAACGGGCCUAUAUGCAAGUGUCAAGGAUUCAUGGGCGAUCGUUGCGAGACGGAUAUAAACGAGUGCGACGCUAAUCCGUGCACGAACGGAGGUACAUGCGUGAACGAAAUAGGGACGUACAGAUGCAUCUGUCCUCCCAACAUGACAGGACUAAAUUGCGGCAACCCUGCGUACUCCACCCCGAUCAUAUCUAGCCAUUUCAACAUCACGUGGGAGCAGCUGAUGUGGAUUGGUAUCGCUGUCGUGUUGAACGUGUUUCUGAUCGUUAUAUUCCUCACCUUCCGUCGGAUCAGGAUGAAACGGACGAGAGCCAGAGCGAACAAUAUCAACAACGAGACGAGGAAACAAAUCGUGUUGAACUCGGCGCGGCCUCACGAGCACGAGUUCAAACGUAGCUCGAAAUUGAGCAACUUGGAAGUGAUACAGAGAGAACCUCCCCAAUGCCCCCCUAGACCCGCUUCCUACACUCCAAGCUCGAACAACGAGCCGGUCGCGUACGGCAACUCUGCGGCCGUCGCGCUAAAUAAUUUAGAUACGUUGCGUAGUUACGGCAGCGCCGGUGACGAGUUGGAAAAUUUCCCCCCUGAUUAUUUGAGAAAUCUGAACCGCAGUACACCCGUGCCCCCUCCAUCCCUCACCCUCGCUAAUCCAGUCGGUGGAAACGCUACAGGCAGCGACACGGAUAGCCUUCAUAAGCCGAGCUGGCAAGAGCAGAUGCAGCUGGCUUCCUUCAUCACGGACACGACAAAGAUAAAGAAUGACCUGAAACGAGCGAGCCCAGUGGUACCAGAGCUGACCACUGGAGGACUUCUACUAAAUUCUUCUCGACGCGUGCCUCAUGGAGGUGGGACCUCCGUUGCCUCCAUGACGUCCAUCGAGGAUGAUCCUCGUAUAGUCGGUGGGUAUCACUGGGAUUGUUCAGACUGGGUCAGACCAAGCCAAAACCCCUUGCCUAAUAUCACGGAGGUGCCUGGAAGCGAAGUACCAGACUCGUCCAGCUUCCACAGCAAUGAGAGUAACGAAUCAAACACUCAUCAGUUACCGUCAGUGCACGGCUCUGUAGAUCCAGCGAGAGACAUCGAGACAUUGAACGAAGAUCAAGAGUCGGAAUACGUCGGGGACUCGGAAUGCGGGACUGAAUUCUCCGAGCAAUACCAAUGCGCGGAAACGCAGCGCCUAAAUCCCCUAGACAGUGGUGGCGAGGGAGAGUACAAGUAUAAAGGUUCCGAAAGUUAUCUUCGCCAUCCGAAUUCUUAUCUACCGCAUUACAAUAUCCACACGGACACAGAGAACGAAACGAAUCCGUUGAAUGGACGUCUUAGUACUUUAGAAUCCGAUGAGGAGGAAGACGACGUAGUGCCUUAUGGUUUCCCAAGCACCCGACGAAACCGGUGCCACAAAGGGGACGAGGUCGAUGAAAUCGGUUCGGUGAUCACCACCCUCGAGGAAAGGAAUUCGUUGUUGGGCGGCGCGACAAGUAACAGCGAUUUAUCCACGAAUUUGUGCGAGAUUGAUGAUUCCGAGUACGAGAUCACCGAUCAGAAGAGUAACGGCCGUUUGUGGUUGUCCGGGAACGGUAUCACGCAGACCUCGGUGUGACAAACAGUGGUGCCACGACUUAAAAACAAAUUGAACGUAAUCGUGUUUUUCUGUGCUUAUUGAAUAAAGACGAGUGCGAAUGUUAUGUGAAUAUAAAAAAGAAAUAUUGUACAUACGAAUAUUAUCGAAUCAGAGGUAGAGAGAAAAAAAAAAGAAAUGAUAAAAAGUGUGUACAGAGGCAGCUAUGAAUAUAAAAAACUGAUACGAGAUAAUUGAUAAACACGGUAUUAUAAAAAUUCGCAUACUGAGCUAACGAUGCGAUUUGUUUACGCAUCGUACCUCAAAUCUCCUAUGUAGGUAGAGCUUAGGUACUCUCACGUACUUAAUUCCGCGAAAUCCUCGAAAAAAAUUGGGUAUGAAAAUGAUGACGUAUCCGGGAGCAAUUCUUGUUUUUAUAUAACUUUCGUUAUGUAUUUAAUAAUAAUAAUUGAAAUAGGACCAUUUGACGAAUUUGGUAACAUUGUAGAAGAUUGCAUUUUAUCAGAUGAUUUUAUUUAAUUAACAUUUUGACAAUUUUACAAAUGAUAUAUGGAUUAUUAAAAGUUUUAUUUCUUUUUAAAGAUAAAAAUAUCUUUCCAUUCUACCAAAGGGGAUGAGGUUUAGUAAAAAAAAAAAAAAAAAAGAAAAUAUAUAUAUAUGUAUGUAUGUAUAUGUAUACAAUAUGAAAAAUAUAUGUAUACAUAUAUAUCGUGGCAACUAUACGCAACUAUUAUGAGUAAGAAGUUAUCUUGAUUAAGAAUAAAUUUGUUACUUGAGAGAAGUAAAUUUAAUCACGACCGCGUUGUCAGACCAAUGACUAUUGUUUAAUAAUCUAUCGUUUAAACUUAAAUGUUAUCCGCAACUAUAAUUCCACUGCAAAAAAAAAAAAAAAGUACAUAGGUACAUUUAUGUAUUUUUACUAUUUGCUAACCGACUUUAUUUUGGUUACGUACGAAAUAAACAGAAGAAGGACUACUUAAUAAUAUAGAUAUAAGUACAGCAUACAUAUAGUCUAGUGAGUAAAUAAAUUGACUCUAGUGAAAAAAAAAAAAACAGUGCUCUGCUUCUAGGGCGAAUAUAUGUGCAUGUCUGCUGACGUUUACUGCAGCAAAGCACAAUAGUUAAAAAGAUAUGAAAUAUUUUUACUGUGAUGAUAAUAAUGUUUAUACAAUGAUCAAAUACUAUGACUUGUAUGAUAAUGAUUGUAAUAUUAACUAUCCAACGUUUUUUAAGAGAAAAAAAGAUUAAGGAAUCGCGGAAAAUAGUACUCCAAUUCCGUGCGUACGUAAUACUAAGUCAACGUUCCGUUCGUUUAAUUUCAUUUUUUUUUUCUCUCUUUUUUAUAUAUAUAUAUAUAUAUAUAUAUAUUUUACUUCAUUUCUUCUUCCAUUAGUCACCAUCAGUUCAACAAACAUAACUGCAUAUAUGGUGCUAUUACUUACAUCACGCUUUAACAUUUUUAUCUACUCGAUAAGACUGCUCAGCAAUGUGGAUCAUUCGCAAUUCAUCAACGCUCUUCAUAAAUUACUCAUAGUUCUCAUACCGUUAUUUUCAUCAUGAAAAUCUGUCCAAAUAACGAUAAUGAAACAUUUUUUGAACUGCCAACUUAAUAAUAAUGCCGUACGAACAAAGGCAUUCCCCUUGAUUAAUUUGUGUAGUUAAGCGUGACACACAAAGAGUCAAGAAACUGUUAUUUCUGUGCCUAAUGUCUUUUAAAUACCGUGUACUUCCACGCAAGAUACUUCUUUUUCCGUUGAACAAAUAUUUAGCAGCAGCUUAAUUGGGAGAGGUGUACACGUUCUGUUUAUACAUGUAGAAUUCUACUGAAAUUCAUUGUUUAUGUUCCUGUUCUCUGAUGUUAGCCAUCUUUUUCUACAUUUAGUACGAUAAACGAGUAAACGAUGUUAAUAAUAUGAAACAGGGUGACUUUUUUGUGUUUAACCGAGAGAAAAAGAAAUUAUUGUCUUCUUUUUGUGUAAGUUUGAAAUAGCUGUGCCUCUCCUCUCUGAAAUUUCAAUGCAAUUACUUACAUGGAUACAAUGAACAUGACAAUUUAUUCUAUAUUAGAAUGAAAUAAGGAUAUUGUACAGUUUUAACUUAACAAAUUGUAUCGGAAUUAACAUCAACGCGCAAUGAAAAUUUCAGUUUGUGUCGAAGCACAGCGAAUUCUUAACUAUUAAGAUUAGUUUUUAUAUCUUAUGAAUUAACAGUGAAAAAACAUUGGUUAAAGACUGUAAAGCGAUGCGGAUUAAACGAUCAUCCACUUAUAAAUAUUGUACCAAUCAGUUUGUAUCACGUGGACAUUAUGAAGUAUUUCGUUUUAAAGAUAAAAAAGAAGAAACGCAAUAUUUUAUUAUAGAAUUUUUGAUCAAAUAACAACACAUUAAGUUUUAAAUGAAAAUAGAAUUAAUUAAUUCAGUAUGAUUAAUAAUUUAAGCAAUUGGAAUUGAUCAAAAUAAUAAUUGAAUUUCAUUUGUAUGCGUUUACUUUUUUAUUUUUCAAACUAUUUAUUAUUGAUUUGUGUACUUGAUAACUUACAAACUAAUAAAUAGUUCCAUUUAUUUCUUACUUUAUUGUAACUUGCCAUAAUUGUAGGAUGAUGACGAACGUAGAAAAAGUUAAACAUGAAAAAAAAUGUGGGUACAACUUCCAAAUUCACUGCAACAUUUAGCCCUGCUAAUAGGAUACAUAUCGAUAUCAUGAAAUCCUUCAAACAAUGAGGAACUUGACUUGUUAUAAUUAGAAGGCUAUAAUUAAUUUGUACAAGAUCAACCUAUUGUAAUAAAGAAUACAAUCUUGCCUAUA